Molecule: messenger RNA, 598 nt
Organism: Salvia hispanica
Lineage: Eukaryota; Viridiplantae; Streptophyta; Magnoliopsida; Lamiales; Lamiaceae
Source: RefSeq, a predicted model, not a curated record
AUGGCUGGAGGGAAUGAUCAGUUUGAAGACAUGCUGCCAUUGAUGGCCGAGAGGUUGGGAGGUGAGGGGCUGAUUGGGGAGCUCUGCAAAGGGUUUGGUCUGCUGAUGGAUAGGGAAAAGGGGGUGAUCACAUUUGAGAGUUUGAAGAAGAACUCAGCUCUCUUGGGGCUGCAGGAUCUCGGGGACGAGGAGCUCGAGGGGAUGCUGAGGGAGGGCGAUCUCGACCGGGAUGGCGCCCUCGACCAGAUGGAGUUUUGUGUGCUCAUGUUCAGGUUGAGCCCUCAGCUCAUGGACCAGUCUGAGGCCUUGCUUGAGUAUGCUUUAGAGCAUGAGUUUGGAUGGAAUUGAUUUUUUAUUUUUUUUUUUGGCAUUUGUUGAGUUAGGGGGGGCUCGGGCCCGGAUCUUGCGUUGCAAAUCGUGUUUCAUCGUCUGUUUCGUUGUUGUUGUUGAUGCGGAGACUACGAGAUGUAGCGUGAUUUGUGAUAAUGGAUGGUCCGUGAAUAAUUUGUGUAUAUAGAUCAAGCAUAAAUGACAUUAGGCCUCUCAAAGUCGUGUAAAUUGAUUAUUUUGUAAUGACAAUAAUGGAAGCUUUGUUGAA